AAGAGUGAGUGACGGUUUAUAUGAGUGUUAUUGAAGCGAAUAAUUCAGUCCAGCACGAUAUAUUUACUUGUGCUUGCCUUCCAUUUGUUUUAUUCAGUGUUGUGUUGUUGAAAAGCAACCAGCAAUGUUGUUGUGGAGAGUAUGUUUGCUGUGUAUGUUCACCAUUUCGUGGUCGUCUGCUCGCUCGGUGCCGGACGGCUGCCCGAACAAAGAUUCUAACGGACAAUGUGGCUAUCAAAGCUGCAAUCCGACCAAAGAAGGGAUGUUGAAUAUCCACUUGGUUCCUCAUUCACACGACGAUGUCGGAUGGCUGAAGAAUGUGGACCAAUACUAUUACGGAACUAUGUCAUACAUCCAGCAGGCAAAUGUUCAUUCUACACUGGAAACAGCCAGUCAGUCCCUGAUGGCUGACCCGGAUAGGCGUUUCAUUUUUGUCGAAAUGGCCUUCAUGGAUCAGUGGUGGCAGGAUAAGACUCCAUAUAAGAGGCAACAAGUAAAGGAACUGAUAAAUCAAGGUCGGUUAGAAAUAGCUUUGGGAGCUUGGUCGAUGGCUGAUGAGGCAGUCACUCAUUAUACCAGUCUUAUUGAGGAACACAGCAGGGGUUUCAAAUUCCUGGAGAAGAACUUUGGUGCCUGUGCAAGACCCCGGACUGGCUGGCAGGUCGACCCGUUCGGUCAUUCUAAGGAGGUUGCUGCUCUUUUUGCUCAAUUCGGUUACGAUAGCAUGAUGUUUGGUCGUCUCGACUUCCAGGAUAAAGACAAAAGAAUGAGAGAUAAGACGAUGGAAAUGUUAUGGCGGGCAAGCGACAGCCUUGGCAGGAAGGCAAACCUGUUCACGUCGGCCAUGUUUAACAACUACAACUACCCCAAUGGACUUUGCUGGGAUGAAUUCUGUCGACAGGAUCCUAUUGUGGAGCGUAAAGACCUUCCAGAAUAUAAUGCAAACCACUAUCUGCAGCUUUUUAAUAGUGCGGCAGAUGAACAGGCAGAUUCCUAUGCUACCAACCACAUUAUUUUCACAAUGGGAGCCGACUUUCAGUACACGAACGCCGAGAGUUGGUUCACAAACCUGGACAAACUGAUUAAGAUCGUCAAUGAGCAGCAAGCAAGUGGAAGCAAGAUGAAUGCCCUCUACUCCACGCCAUCCUGUUACAUCUACAAUCUGAACAAAGUAAACAAAACAUGGACUGAGAAAACCGAUGAUUUCUUUCCUUACGCUCACAAACGUCAUGCUUUCUGGACAGGCUAUUACACCAGUCGGGCCUCGUUUAAACGUUAUGUCCGAGAGAGCAACAACAUGUUACAAGUGUGUAAACAGGCGAAUGUUUUAGCCAAGCUUGGACAGAGCGCGAAGGUAGAUGACCUUUGGAAAGAGUUCUCAAUUGUACAACAUCAUGAUGCCGUCACGGGCACAGCCAAACAAGAAGUGGACAGAGAUUAUCGUCGAAGGCUUGCAUUUGGAAUAAAUAGCUGUCAGAAUGUUCUAAGAAAAGCCUACAAGAAAUGGUUGCCUGAUAAGAAUAAAUUCUAUGGAAAAAUGGAAUUUUGUAACCAGCUGAAUAUAUCAUCUUGCUUUAUUACCGAAACAUCAGAUACCUUCUUCGUAGCAAUUUACAACCCCAGAGCACAAAAACGUACCCACUGGGUGAGAAUACCUAUAACACCAGUGAAGGCUUUUAAGGUGCUUGAUGCAAAGAACAACAAGAUACCUGUACAGAUUAUUCCACUUUCACAUCAGACGAAACGGUUGCCAGAAAGAGAAACUUCCAUUGCAACGCAUGAACUCGUGUUCUUGGCCUCACUUCCAGCGCUUGGCUACAGCACUUACUUCGUACGACAGACGAAUAAAGACCUUAAUGACCUUCUACCAACGAAUAGCACAUUCUCCGACAACGUCGUAGAAAACGAGUAUAUAAAACUGGAGUUUGACCAUAGUACCGGUUGCCCAUUGACAAUUACCAACAAAGUUAAGAAUAUUAAACGUCCGUUCACACAAAACCUCAAGUACUAUCGUUCUUCAGUAGAUUAUACACAACCGUCUGGAGCGUAUAUAUUCCGUCCCGAACAGCAGAAUCCGGAAAUUUUUCAUCAAGCAAGGGGUUAUAUAUUAAGAGGUAAAUUGGUGACGGAGGUACACCUCAUAUACAACGACUGGGCAAGUCAGGUGAUCAGACUGUAUCAAGGAGCCAAAACUCUGGAAGUAGAGUGGACUGUCGGACCCCUACCUAUUAUAAACAACCAAGGCACAGAAAUAAUUACAGAGUACAACAUUGGACUCAACAAUGACGGAGUGAUCUACACCGAUGCAAACAGUCGUCAGAUGAUGUACAGGAAAAUCAACCAUCGCGAUACAUGGGAUUUCUCUAACUCGGAACCUGUUGCUGGUAAUUAUUACCCCAUCACAAGCAGAGCCUAUAUAAGGGCCGCAAACGAAGACCUCCAGUUUACAGUGUUGACAGAUCGGUCCCAGGGUGGAGGAAGUAUUCGUAAUGGCAGCGUUGAGAUAAUGCUUCACCGUCGAACAACCAAAGACGAUAGACUUGGAGUUGGUGAACCACUAAAUGAGACUUCGGAUGGUGUACAGGGAUUGAUCGUUCGAGGAAAGCAUUGGGUGUUAUUUGAUGGAGUAGAAGAGUCGACACAUUUCCACAGACAAGAAGCCCUGGACAUCUACAAAGAGCCAAUCCUAUCAUUUGCCAAAAUAAACCGGAACAGACGAUCCAAAUUGAACCUUGAGAUGUCUGCUAUGAAAGAACCCCUGCCACCACAGAUCCAUUUGCUGACCCUUGAGGAAUACGACCAGAACAAUAUUCUCAUUCGUCUAGAACACAUUUAUGAAAAGCACGAAGUGAACAGAGAGGUUACCGUCAAUAUACAGGACAUCUUGAUGGAUUUCACUAUUGUCAGAAUCAGAGAAAUGACUCUUGGAGCUAACAUGAAACUUGAGGAAAUUAAUCGUCUGAAAUGGAAAUCAACAAACGUUGACAACACUGGAGAUGAAUAUGAUGACCGCGUACCCAUUAGCGGUACUCUGGUCGUGAUGAAACCGAUGGAGAUUCGAACUCUAAUGGUUAAAGUGACGAAGCAGUGAUUCUAUUUCAAGAUUGCACAGAAUAAUUUCUUACGGUGAAGGGAAUAUAAUUUUUACACAAUGUGUGAACCAAUAAGACGAAGUGAAGUUGGAGAGACGGAGUAGAGAGAGGAAGAAGGGUAGAAGAAAAAGAAAAAGAAGAAAGAGGAGGGAAGUGGUGAGUGAUGGGGAGAAAGAAUGAGAAAAAGGGAGAAAGAGAGAGAGAGAGUGAAAGAGAGGUUGAGUGAAAAACAAAAGAGCAAAAAAGGGAGUUAAGAAAAAGUGCAGACUCUUCCCCCACCUCGACGACAAUAGCAACAAUAGUAACUUGAAUAAGAUACAGCAGAUAGAAGAGCAA
Messenger RNA from Octopus sinensis (East Asian common octopus), 3428 nucleotides. RefSeq names its product lysosomal alpha-mannosidase. Gene Ontology annotation, molecular function: alpha-mannosidase activity; carbohydrate binding. Lineage: Eukaryota; Metazoa; Mollusca; Cephalopoda; Octopoda; Octopodidae. The record is from RefSeq and is a predicted model, not a curated record. The transcript has 26 exons. Gene Ontology annotation, cellular component: lysosome. Bases 125 to 3091 code for a protein of 988 amino acids. Gene Ontology annotation, biological process: mannose metabolic process.